AUCUCAUUCAUUUCCCUUGCUCCACUCCCAACAAUUCCCCAUCACCAACGAAGGUGGCGGCAUCGACCCCACCAAAACCCCUGUUUACAUCGUCCACGUGGAGAAGCCUCACCGCAUCUCCAGCCGUCCACUUCGAUUACGCGACCUCAAAAAUUGGUACAUGUCUUUUCUGCCAAAUGCUACCCUCGCCUCCGGCGAACCUCGGAUGAUAUACACCUAUCGUGAAGUCAUCACCGGCUUUGCAGCCCGCUUAACCCCCGAAGAAGUCGAAGCAAUGGAAUCCCUUGAUGGCUUCAUCCAAGCUAACCCAGAACGAGAACACUAUGCUUCCACAACCUACACCCCCACCUUCCUUUCCCUUAAAGGAAAACCAUCGAACACCCUAUGGUAUGACUCUUCCAUGGGCGCCGGUCAAAUUAUCGGUGUCAUCGAUAGUGGCAUCAACCCAUAUCAUCCCUCCUUCAAUGACCAUGGGAUGGCCCCUGCUCCUCUAAAGUGGAGUGGCAAAUGCUAUUGGAGAAAUGCACGUAUUUGCAACAACAAGCUCCUCGGAGCCGUCGCAUUUCGUUAUAGAGUUUACUCUAACCCGUACGACAAUGAUGGCCAUGGCACCCACGUUGCUAGCACAGCAGCUGGAAAUUUCGUCAAUAAUGCCAAUGUGAUCGGGCAGGCUGCCGGUGGCGGGGCCAGCCUCUGGCAUGGCCCCACGUGCUCAUCUUGCUAUUUAUAA
Molecule: messenger RNA, 730 nt
Organism: Phalaenopsis equestris
Lineage: Eukaryota; Viridiplantae; Streptophyta; Magnoliopsida; Asparagales; Orchidaceae
Product: subtilisin-like protease SBT1.9
Exons: 1
Coding region: 161-730 (189 amino acids)
Biological process (GO): proteolysis
Molecular function (GO): serine-type endopeptidase activity
Source: RefSeq, a predicted model, not a curated record